UAUAUCAUAUAAAUGUAUAUACUGCCUCAUUACAAUCAUUUCAAGAAGACGUCCCGAACAAUAAACACAAAAUAAGUAUAAAAUCGACGCGUUGCCACAUGUAAUAAACCAAUAAUCGACCAAUGACAUGAAUUAUGCUAAUGAGCUACGUGUUGUCAUGACGACGGAAGAUAAGCGUUCUUCCCACCAUGUCGUUAAUGAUAAAGAUAAUGAUAAGUAGUUAUAACAAUAAGAAGAACAAUAAUAAUAAUAUAAUAAUAGUAAUGAUAAUGAUAAUAAUAAUAAUAAUAGCAACAACAACAAAAAUAGUAAUAUUAUUAUUAUUAUUUUCAUUACUAUUAUUCUUGAUAAUAAUGAUAAUAAUUGCAAUAAAAAUGAUGAUAACAUUAAUGCUAAACUAAUUAUGUUAAUAAUAAUAAUGACGAUAAUAAUGACAAUGAUAAUUAUAAUAAUAACAAUAAUAAUAAUAAUAAUGAUAAUGAGAAUAAUAAUAAUAAUAACAAUAUUAAUAAUAAUGAUAAUGAGAAUAAUAAUAUUAAUGAUAAUAAUAAUAAUAAUAAUAAUAAUAAUAAUAAUAAUGGUAAUAAUAGAAAUAUUUAUGAGAAUAAUAAUAAUAUUGAUAAUAAUAAUAAUAAAUUAAUAAUGAUAGUAAUAAUAGUAAUAAACAAUAAAAAUAAUAAUGAUAAUAAUAAUAACAACAUUAAUGAUAAUAUUAACAAAAACAAUAAUAAUAAUGAUAAUGACUACAGUCAUACUUACAGCAUCAUUAAUGAACAACGAUAGUAUCAAUAAUAAUAAUAAUAAUAAUCAUAAUAAUAAUGAUAAUAACAACAUCGACAUGGAUAACGGGUACGAUGAUAAAUAAUACAGGUUCAAAGUCAUUGGAAAAAAACAACUAUAUGUAGUCAUCUACUGAAGACAUGGCGUGAGAAAUCCCAGCUGAUGCAUAUAAGACCUAGUAAAAUAUAUAUACACACACGCACCGUAACACACACACACACACACACACACACACACACACACACACACACACACACACACACACACACACACACACACACACACACACACACACACACACACAUACAAACACACACACACGUACUUUGUCUCCAAGCGACCCUAUAUAUAUAAUCACACAGGGUAUUCUCCGUGUUUUGAAAUAUCUCGUACACUAAGGUCGUGUGUUUUUUCGUUCUCGUUCCUGAUAAUGGAGUCUUGUUUGAUCUACAUCGCUGUUCUGCUGGCACAUACACUGCCCAUCUACGCAGCCAGCGAGUGCUCCCCAUCGUGCCCAGCGGAAUCCCCGGGAUCACUCGUUCCCGACCCCACCAACUGCCAGCGUUACUACGUAUGCCUGCAGGACGGCCAACCCAGCGACUUCCCCUUCGAGUGUGAGGGCGGCCUGUUCUUUGAUUCCAGCAACGGGACCUGCACGGACGAAACGAGUGCGAAUUGCGACCUGUGUCAGCCAGCCUGCUCUCUGUAUUCGUGCCCUGUCCCUUCCAAUGAAAUCAAAAUGGUAGCUGACCCCAGUGACUGUACAUUUUACUACCUGUGCGGCGUCAGCGAUGAACCUCUGCACAUCAAGUGCCCUGCAGAAACGCCCUACUUCAACGGCGUGGAAUGCGUGAAGGACGCGAGCGAGUGCUGCGACCCGUGCCUCGUGUACUGCAGCGAGCCCUUCACGCAGAUCCCCGACCCGGCCGACUGCACCAGCUACUACUUCUGCCUCGACGCCGGCUUCCCCGGACCCGCCGACCUGCACCACUGCGAGGAGGGCAACUUCAACGCCACGGCCGGCCACUGCGACCCCGCCGCGCCGUGCGUGCAGCUUCCCCAAUGUUCUGCUGCCGCCGACGGGGGUCGUGGUGCUGAAGACCCGGACAAUCUGCCUCUCCUGCUGUAGGCCGGAUUGAGGAUGGAUGGCAAUGUGUUAUUCUGCUUAACAUAUGUACUGCACUGUUUGUGUUUGUUAUGUGUGCAUUUGUACAUAUAACCAUAUAAUUAAUAUGGUGCAGUGUUUAUGGUGUGUAUUGUUAUAAAGGAUGCUCGGCAUAACUCGUAAUAUUAACAAUUGUCAUUAGUUUAUUAUGUUUUAUUAGUUUAGUCAAUAACCUUGGCCGAUAGAAACGCUCAUGUCACUUGCUCUCUUAUUAAACAUUACAGAAGUAU
Molecule: messenger RNA, 2175 nt
Organism: Penaeus indicus
Lineage: Eukaryota; Metazoa; Arthropoda; Malacostraca; Decapoda; Penaeidae
Exons: 2
Coding region: 1211-1909 (232 amino acids)
Cellular component (GO): extracellular region
Molecular function (GO): chitin binding
Source: RefSeq, a predicted model, not a curated record